AUGUGGCACCACCGUCUUGGCCACCCCUCCCUGCCCCGUCUUCGGGGCAUGGCUUCCCGUGUCCUUGGGCGCCUCAGGGCUGCUCCUCACUCCUCCCAGUUUCCCCCGACAGAGGCUCCUCUGCAGACACUUCACAUGGACGUGUGGGGCCCGGCCCGCGUCCGUGGGCAGGGUCACGAGCGCUACUUCCUGUUGGUGGUUGACAACUGCUCGCGUUACACCACAGUCUUCCCCUUGCGCAGCAAGGGUGCUGUCACUGAGGUGCUGAUCGACUGGAUCCGCGAGGCUCGUCUCCAGCUCAGGAGGAGCUUCGGCUCGGACUUUCCUGUUCUGCGUCUGCACUCUGACCGAGGUGGGGAGUUCUCCUCUCGCCUUCUACUAGACUACUGUCGUGCACGGGGGAUCCGCCAGACCUUCACGCUUCCGGACUCUCCACAGCAAAAUGGGAUUGCUGAGCACCGCAUUGGCAUGGUCAUGGAUGUCGCUCGUACGUCCAUGAUGCAUGCGGCUGCCCCCCAUUUUCUGUGGCCGUUUGCGGUUCGGUACGCGGCGCAUCAGCUCAACCUUCACCCCAGGGUCUCUCGGCCCGCGAUGUCUCCAGUCUUGCUGUGGACGGGGAAGGUCGGCGAUGCGUCUGCGUUCCGUGUCUGGGGAUCUCGGGCGUUUGUCCGCGACUUGUCUGCGGACAAGCUGUCCCCCCGUGCUGCUCCCUGUGUCUUCCUUGGCUUCCCCCCUGACGCUCGAGGGUGGCAGUUCUACCACCCCUCCUCUCGUCGUGUUCUGUCCUCCCAGGACGUCACGUUCGACGAGUCAAUCCCCUUCUACCGCCUCUUCCCCUACCGCACUCCUUCUCUCCCCCCGCCACCGGACUUUCUUGUGCCGGUUCCCCCCCCGGUAGACCCCCUCCCCCCUCAGGUUCCUGCCCCCUCAGGUGUGUCCCAGGUAGACGCAGUUGACCCGGUCGAGGUUACUGGUGACUCUGGUGCUGCUGCGGGUGCUGAGCCUGGGGGUGCUGACUCUGGGGGUGCUGUGCGUGUGGGUGCUGAGCCUGGGGGUGCCGAGCCUGGAGGUGCUACUACUGGGGGUGCUGAGCCUGGGGGUGCUGAGUCUGGAGCUGCUGAGCCUGGGGGUGCUGCGUCUGGCGCUGCUGAGCCUGGGGUUUCUCCUGGUGCUCCGACUCGGCGGGAGCCCCUCUCUCCACAGGAGCUGCGCGAGUGGUUUGCUCGCCGCUGGAGGCGUACUACUGGAGCUGGAGCUUCUUCGACUGUCGAGGGUGCUGGUGCCGCCGGUCCCGGAGCUGCUGGGCCUGCGGGUCCUACUAGAGCUGGAGCUGCUGAGGGUGUUGGUGCUGAGACUACUGCUGUCUGUCCUGGCGGCGGUCUUGCUGCUGGUGCUGCUGGAGGUCCUGCCGCUGGAGGUGUUGGUGGCGCUGGUGGUGCCGCUGAGGGUGCUAGUGCUGUCCGUGCUGGGUCUGAAGUUGCCGCGCGGCCUCGGCCGUACUUCGUUCCGCUCCUACAGCAGGUUCUUGGUCUUUCUCCUCCUGUAGAGUGUCCACAGCCUGUCCAGUCGCAGUCACUGUUGGAGCCUACCUCCCCACUACCUGCUCCCUCUCCUUACACUGGUCCUACUAGGGGUCUUGCUGAGCGUCGUGAGCCUGCGUCUCGUCCCGCGUCGCCUGUUCGUGCUGCUCGCGCUAGUGGUCGCAGUUCGCGUCAGCGUCCUCCUCCUGUCCCUGGCACGCACCGGAUGUCUCUGCGUCCGUCCACUGCUCCUCUGCGUGCCCCUUUGCCUUCUCCUCCUGAGUCCUCUCUUCCUGCACUUGCCGACCCUGAGUCGGACUCUCUUCGUGCUGCCAGUCCUACUGUCACGCGUCUCCUUGCUACUGUCGUCACUGACCCCUCUUUUGAGUCCACUGCUGCGUCUGCGCUUGUUGCUGAGCUCGUCGACUUUGCUGCUCGAUGUCAUCUAGACUACGCUGCCAGUCUUGUUGCUGAGUCUGCGUCUGUCUGUCCUCCGUCCGUCGGGGGUGAGUGUGCUCUUCGCACGGACGUCCUUGAGGACAGGCAGGAGGAGUUCCAGUGUCUGGCUGCUGCUUCACCUCAUCUCGCGUCUGUACUGCUUGCUCCUGAGGGAGACCCGGAUGCACUAGACAUCCCGACUCCGCGCUCUUACGCGGAGGCCGUAGAGGGUCCCUACUCCUCUCAGUGGCAGGCAGUUAUGGAUGCAAAGAUGGCUUCCUGGAAGUCCACAGGCACCUACGUUGACGCGGUUCCCCCUCCUGGGGCGAACAUCGUCAGUGGCAUGUGGAUCUUCAGGGUGAAGCGGCCGCCGGGCUCUCCACCUGUCUUCAAGGCGCGGUACGUCGCUCGUGGCUUCAGUCGGCGGCAGGGAGUUGACUACUUUCAGACCUUCUCUCCCACCCCGAAGAUGACCACUCUUCGGGUGCUGCUGCACAUAGCCGCUCAGCGCGACUACGAGCUUCACUCUCUCGACUUCAGCAUUGCGUUCUUGCAGGGUAGCCUGCACGAGGAGAUCUGGCUGCGCCGUCCACCUGGCUUCACUGGGACUUUCCCUCCUAGCACCCAGUGGAGCCUCCGACGGCCAGUCUACGGUCUCCACCAGGCACCGCGUGAGUGGCACGACACACUGAGCACUACACUUGCGGCUCUUGGGUUUGCUCCCUCUACUGCUGACCCGUCGCUGUUUUUGCGCACCGACACUUCUCUGCCGCCGUUCUACAUCCUCGUGUACGUCGACGACUUGGUCUUUGCCACAGCGGACACUGCUGGACUCGCCUACGUGAAGUCCAAGCUGUUGAAGAGACACACGUGCACAGACCUGGGUGAACUGCGCAGCUACCUUGGCUUGCAGAUCACUCGGGACAGAGCACGCCGCACCAUUACCUUGACUCAGUCACACAUGGUGCAGCAGGUCCUUCAGCGCUUCGGCUUCACGUACUCCUCGCCUCAGGCCACUCCUCUGUCUACUCGCCACUCGCUCUCAGCUCUACCUUCGGAUGAGUCCGUAGAGUCGAGUGGCCCGUACCCAGAGCUUGUUGGCUGCCUCAUGUACCUGAUGACCUGCACACGACCUGACCUUGCAUACCCUCUUAGCAUUCUUGCACGCUAUGUUGCUCCUGGGAGACACCGACCAGAGCACAUGGCUGCAGCGAAGAGGGUGUUGCGCUACCUGUGCAGCACGUCGGGCAUGGGGCUAGUGCUUGGAGGGCGGAGUCCAGUGGUCCUUACAGGACACGCGGACGCUUCUUGGGCUGACAACCAGGCUACGCAGCGGUCGUCACAGGGUUACACCUUCAGCCUUGGUUCCGGCUCUGUCUCGUGGCGGGCUACUCGCUCGUCUUCGGUCCUCAGCUCCAGUUGUGAGGCUGAGAUCUACGCAGGGUCCAUGGCUGCACAGGAGCUUCGCUGGCUCACCUACCUGCUGACUGACCUUGGAGAGCCGCCUCGUUCUCCUCCAGUACUGUACGUAGACAACAAGGCCAUGCUGGCCUUGUGUCGAGAGCAGCGUCUGGAGCACAGAACGAAGCACAUUGCUCUUCGCUACUUCCUUGCUCGUGAGCUACAGCAGCGUGGACAGUUGCGGCUUGCGUACGUGGCCUCUGAGGCCAACACUGCUGACGUGUUCACCAAGGCACUCGCGCCUUGUGACCAUCAGCGCUUCUGCACCCAGCUGGGUCUUGUACCUGUCUUGCCUCACUUGCUCUCCUCUUGA
Molecule: messenger RNA, 3732 nt
Organism: Closterium sp. NIES-65
Lineage: Eukaryota; Viridiplantae; Streptophyta; Zygnematophyceae; Desmidiales; Closteriaceae
Source: the annotation of a GenBank genome assembly